Messenger RNA from Eriocheir sinensis (Chinese mitten crab), 5836 nucleotides. It is a transcript of the gene slmo, whose product is annotated as protein slowmo-like. Gene Ontology annotation, cellular component: mitochondrial intermembrane space. Gene Ontology annotation, biological process: phospholipid transport. Lineage: Eukaryota; Metazoa; Arthropoda; Malacostraca; Decapoda; Varunidae. The transcript is spliced from 5 exons. The record is from RefSeq and is a predicted model, not a curated record. Gene Ontology annotation, molecular function: phosphatidic acid transfer activity. Bases 126 to 896 code for a protein of 256 amino acids.
CGUCAUUGAAAGGCGCCGGGCGGAGUCAGUCAGCUGCUUAGCGUCGCCGGGGGAGGUUGCUUCACUGCCUCUUUCUCUACCACCUUUUUCGCUGCCUGACUCGGACCAUCAAUUCGACCAUCAUCAUGAAAAUUUGGACAUCGGAACACAUCUUCAGCCACCCCUGGGAGACAGUUACUCAGGCUGUGUGGCGGAAAUACCCCAACCCUCACAACCCGGCGGUGGUGGGGACGGACGUGAUCGAACGCAACGUGGUAGGCGGCGUUCUUCACACCCACCGCCUCAUCAGCUCGCGGUGGGGCCUCCCGGGCUGGGCGCAGACGAUCCUUGGGGCGGACCGCGUGUGCUAUGGAUACGAACACUCCGAGGUGGACCCUGAAAGCAGAACCAUGACCAUGAGAACCAGAAACCUCACCUUCGCCAGUACGGUCAGCAUGGAUGAGCGGCUGGUCUACUCUCCCGACCCCAGCAACAACGAGAACACUGUGCUGCGGCAGGAGACCAUCAUCACGGUGAAGGGCGUCCCCCUCACCUCGUACAUGGAAAACUACCUCCUCAACAGCAUCUCCAAUAACUCCUUCAAGGGCCGUGACGCUUUGGAGUUCGUCAUCUCCAAGAUCAACCGGGAGGUGGAGGAGCUCGUGUCCACCUACAAGCGCAGCACCUCCGAGAUCUUCGACCACACCAAACGCUCGCUGGGGGAGAUCACCGAGUCGGCCCUGCGCUCUGUUGACGACAUAUCCCACGCCGCCAAGAAGUCCGUCGACGGGCUUUCGGACGCUGCCAAGAAGUCCAUCGACGACAUUUCCUGCGUCGCCAAGAAGGGAAUCGACACCUUCACACAACCCAACACCUUCGCCCAACCCAACUCCCAAGGUUCCAUGCCUAGGAUAUGAUAGCAGACAAUAUGUAGGAUUUAUUACGACAGCUGUAGUGUUACCAGCUCAGACGCCAGCGUACAAAACAGACGGAGCGGUAGAAAGGAGAGUCUCGAAAAGAAGGACGAGAGGAGGAGGACGGGGAGCACCUACGACACCUGAAAGGCCCCGCGAAACUAUAUUUUUUUGACUUUUUGUGCCGGUAGUGACUUGGAUGUGACGGUGGUGCUCCCUCGACCCCCCCUUGGGUGCAGGUAAUGUAAACCAGCACCGUAAUCCUCUAGGGACUUCCUUCCGCUGUAGUGUGUAAGGUAGGCCUACGACCAAACGGGCAUCGUGCAGUGUAGAUAUGUGUAGCCUUUGGGGCAUCUCCCGGGAGGACAGAAUGUACAGUUUUAGCGGAAAGCGACGACACAUUUCCAGUACAUUUCACAAGCUGUUGACGUCCGCCGCGCCAGACAUGAGGCUGCGCGGAGGACGUUGAAUGAGGCGAAUGUUCUUCAUGUUGAAGAUGUUGUGGGGUCUGCUCCUAGAUGAGGCUGUGUUAUCACUUCCCGUCAUCGUGGACCAUGGACGGACGGCCCACACCUGCACCUUAUGGUGGCAGGUGUGGGGGUGUGGGGGGAGGGGGGCGGGGAGGCAUGGGUCGGGAAUUACUGUGAGGCAAUGCAUUACCUGCUCAGGGCAUGACUUGGGAGACUCGCUUAGCAGUAUCAGUGGCAUAGCAUAGCAUAGGUUCACCAUGCAGCCAGCCAGUCAGCUUUAUUGUACCUCUGUAAUGCCCGGAUUUAUCAUAACCUAAGUUCCUGUAAUAUGUAAGUACUUUCUAAUCUUUUAUUUUCUUCAUUUCUAGUCCAUCCCCCAUUCUUGAGGUUGGUCUUAGGAUGAGCCUCUUCUUACUCGAUCCUUCCUCUAUUUCUAACACUUCCAAGUCUUGUUGCACUGUUCCUCUAUUCCAUUCUGACAUUUCCACAUCAUAGGAACUUAACGGUGAGGGUAAAUCUUGGAGCUACACUCUGACUAGCACUUGGUUGACACUGUCUAAACACUUGUAAUCCUGGCUGCUACCCUAACACAUGGAUUCCCACUGUGUUAGAAGGUACGCCGGAGAGCUGAGUCAAACAGGCACAGCGCACUUGCAGUAUUGAGCUAAGGGUCGUUGGCGUGCACUCAUAACUUUGGCACAUGGGAUUAUCUUCACAUGGUACACAAUAGGAACCCAUCGAGUGCUAAUUGUUAAGUUACGAACGGCAUCCGAGGAGCUUAUGCUAUCCACUGUGCUACGCUGAUCACAAAGCUAAAGAACACACAUAAUACGCUUAACCUGGUAGCAGCGACGGGCCAAAUUUGUGCCAUGAUAUAAACCCCCAAAAAUAGAUGAUAAUUAAUCUGAUCACAAAUGCUUUGAUAUAUAUUAUAAAUGGUUUGUGCGAGUGAUGAUUUUUACUCAUUUUUCUCGCUUGGAGGGACCAUUAAGAAACACGAUCCCUGCUGUUACCUGGUUAAGGAUGUGCUCUUAAACAUAUCGGUCUCUCAGUACGACUUUUCCGAGGCCAGAUUAACCGGGUUUUCAUGGGUGAUUUUCCGGUUGAAGAUGCAGAAGUAUUGGUUAAACUCACUAGCAUCACAAAACAGCCCAUGAAAACCCAGGACCUUCUACGAGAGGCUUUCCAAUGAGCGUACAAAGGCACCGAUAUGUUUAGAAAUGCAGAGUUUAUUCUUGGUGCACUCCACGUUGAGUUUAGGAGAGUGGGUGUUUAACUGGUCUUAUGUUUGGGUUAUUGAACAUUGAAGAAACAUCCACUCGGCCCCUACCUCCAACAGUACCACUUUUUCAUAUCUUUGUUGCUGUUGUUGUUGUUGUGUUGAUUUUGGUAUUUCGUUCGAGGUCGCUCGGAAGAUGUGAAUAUUCUGGGUAUUAUUCCGUCAGAGUGACCUCGAACGAACACUUUGUUUCUUUAUAUUUUUCAAGUGUUUCUAGUUGUGUUCAUUUGAGUUUUUUGCAUCCCCACAUUGAGUUAGAUUAGGAUUUUGGGGGCUAGAGGAAAAGAAAAUAAGUAUUAAAUCAGUAUCUACACUUUGAUAAGCACUAUAGAUUUGACACAGCAGAAUUGGGCCCAUUGAAAACACUAGAUUUCUUUGAUACAUCAGAAUUUGCCUCAUUUAAAACACUACCAUCAGAAUUUGGCUUAUUUAAAACACUAUAUUUCUUUGGUACAUCAGAAUUUGCCUCAUUUAAAACACUACAUAAGAAUUUGGCUUAUUUAAAACACUAUAUUUCUUUGGUACAUCAGAAUUUGCCUCAUUUAAAACACUACAUCAGAAUUUGGCUUAUUUAAAACACUAUAUUUCUUUGGUACAUCAGAAUUUGCCUCAUUUAAAACACUACAUCAGAAUUUGGCUUAUUUAAAACACUAUAUUUCUUUGGUACUUCAGAAUUUGCCACAAUGAAAACACUACUUCAGAAUUUGGAUCAUUGAAAGUACUCGAUUUCUUGGGCACAUCAGAAUUGGGCUCAUUAAAAAGCACUGUAUUGAGCUUAUUGAAAACACUAACUACAUUUCUUUGGUAUAUUAGAAUCAGCCACAUUAGAAAGCACUGAAUUGGGCUCACAGAAAACACUAGAUUUCUUUACCACGUCAGAAUCAGGCUCAUUAAAAACACUGUAUGUGGCUCGCCGAAAACACUUAAUUUCUAUACCACAUCAGAAUAGGACUCGGUGAAAACCAUAACGAACAUCUUGCCAUUAUAUUUUCUUUGGACAUAAGGAUUUUUUUCAGUCAUCUGUGUUGAAGAGGAAAAAGUUGUGUGGUUGAAGAAUAGGUUUUGGGGAUAAGGGAGGAGGGCCUGGAGGUUGAGAAGGAAAUUGUGGAGGUUCAGGAGGGAGAGACAGUGAGGCUCAAGGAAGAGGUUUUGGAGAUCAAGAAGGAAGAAAUUGUUAAGGGGGAGGAGGAGGAAGAGAGUGUAGAAGUUGAGGAGCAAGAAAUUGUUAAGGUUGAAAUGGAGGAAGAGGUUUGGAGUUUGAAGAAAAGAUUGUGGAAGGUGAAAAGGAGGAAGGGAUUGUGAAGUUGGAGGAGGAGGAGAAGGUUAAGGGAUUAUGAUGUGCAGUCACCAAAAAAGGUAUCGAACACCCUUGGGUCAGCUGAAUAGAGUUUGAGCAAAAUCUAGAGACAUGUUGCUGUAUUGGUUAGGUUGGUAUCAUAUGCAAGACUAUCCACUGGUACCCGCCUAACCAACGCACAUGUCAAUAGAUUUCACUCAGAUUUUAUUCAACCAACUCAUGGUAUCUGAUACUUUUUUAGAUGACUGUACAGUGAGGAACAAAAGUCAUGUCAUGAAAUGUGGCAAAAACCCAAGGUGACAGGCUAAAUAUGUGGUCUUACUCGAAAAAACAAAUAUAGAUUGUGUGCACAACUCAUAAAGUUCAAGCCUUGGGGCUGAGCUGGAGGCAAAACAAACCACUCUUCUUUUUUUAUCUGUUCUGCGUUGGUGCCACAAGACAGACUUUCUACCGAAAUGCCAUCCACUUGUGCAGUGCUGGGGUGUGGCAAGAUUGCAAGCAAGUUCCCCGACAAGUUGUAUUACAGACUACCAGCUACCUCCAACCUGAUAUUAACCCCAUUGCGAUGGUAAACAGUUACUAUCGUCCACACCACCCAUAUGGACCAGAGGACAACUCAAGUCAGUGCUACCAACCACGGACUGCGGAAUAUACCACAUGCUUUGCCUAUCGCCUUAGCUUGCCACAUUUCACGACACGACUUGAUCCCGGCUGAACAUCAUAAUCCCAUACAUUAUAUUUACUAGCAGAAGGCCUGACACCUUUGUAAGAGAGCCGAGGCAUUGAGGGUUGCAAGAGGCUAGAGUUCCAGCUGCAGUAUUACCAGAAAAAGAAAAUAUCUCAGCCUUGUGUUGGUAAAUAAAUAAAAUGCUGGGAGAAAAUGUGCAUACCAGCUUUUUUAUUCUUCUUGUUAUUAUUAUUGUUUUUUAUGGUGAUUGUGUAAGUGAGAGGUUGAGUUAGGGUUUUUAAUAUAUGCAGAGAAAGUCCUUGAUAAUCCACGUUCCGCUAGUCAGUCAAUCCGGUGAGCAAAAAAUCCAGUCAAAAUUUUAAAUCCCUCCCCCCAAAAGAAGGAAACAUAUGUAUACAGUUGGAAAUCUUGAAUAUAGGAAAUUAAGCUCCCCCCCUCCGGAAAAAAAGGAAAGUUGAAAUUUGGAGUGUUUGGAAAUUAAAUGGAUUACUGGACUUUGACUUGUUGUUGUUCUUGUUUGUUUGUGUUCUAACUUAUCAUGGGUGCCUAUAUAGACCUCUCUCUCGCUCUUCCUCUCGCUCUCUCUCCGUUCCUUAAGUUUUGUGAAUGUUGAUAUUAUUCUCCGAUGUUUAUUUUUCUCUCAAGUUCUGUAAAUGUCAGUAUUAUCCUCCGAUGUUUAUCUCUCUCUCUCUCUCUCUCUCUCUCUCUCUCUCCGAUGUAUUUUCCCCCAUAUUGUAACGUUUGGAAAAAAAAAAUGUCACGAAUGAAAAUGUAAGAUAAUUUUUUCCUCUUUCUUUCUUACUUUUCUCUUCCUCCUCUUUAUUCUUUUAUCUUUCCCUCUUACCUAUCUUCCUUUCUCCCUCUUCCUUCUUUCCUCUCCUCUUUAAACAACUUCCUUCUUUAUUUACUACUUGGUCUUUAUUUUAUUUAUUUAUUAUUUUUUCUCAUUUUUCCAUUGUUGGCUAUACUGCAUGGAUUUACCUUCGCUCCGCCUGUCUUAAUAUUCUUUCUGGUUUAAACAAAAAAGAAAUUAGUCUAUUUUUGUUUGUUUUUUAUCGUUUUUCUUUCCGUCGAGACAAUAAUGAUAAUAGGGUACGUUCGGUCACAGUACGUACAGAAGACUUUUUAGAAGCAGCAAAUUUUCUCUGCAUUAAUUUGUUUGUUAUUUGUUCUCUGUACAUAGUCAAGAGAUAAAUGCAUACUCAAUAA